AUGGAGGUGGCCCGUACCUCCAUGAUCCAUGCGGCUGCUCCCCAUUUUCUGUGGCCGUUUACGGUCCGGUACGCCGCGCGUCAGCUCAACCUUUGGCCCCGUGUCUCCUUGCCGGAGACCUCGCCCGCACUGUGUUGGAUGGGGAAGGUUCGCGAUGCGUCACGGUUCCGGGUCUGGGGCUCUCGUGCCUUUGUUCGCGAUACCACCGCGGACAAGCUCUCCUCUCGCGCCAUUCCCUGCGUCUUCCUUGGCUUUCCCCCUGACGCGCCUGGCUGGCAGUUUUACCACCCCACCUCGCGCCGUGUCUUCCCCUCUCAGGACGUCACGUUUGACGAGUCGGUUCCCUUCUACCGUCUCUUCCCCUACCGCACUACCCCUCUCCCCCCCUUCCCCCGCUCUUCCUUGCUCCAGCCUGUCGAGGUCUCUGGUGACUCAGGUGCUGCUGGGGGUGGUCCUGCUCGAGGUGCUACGUCUGGGGGUGCUGAGCCUGUGGGUGCGGAGCCUGGGGGUGCUGAGCCUGAGCGUGCAGAGCCUGGGGGUACUACGCGUGAGCGUGUAGAGCCUGGGGGUGCUGAGCCUAGGGGUGCUGAGCCUGGGGGUGCUGCUUCUGGGGGUGCUGAGCCGGGUGGUGCUGCUUCUGCUGGUGGUCUUCCGGGAGCCUGUCCGCAGUGGUCUCCCCAGCGUGAGCCCCUCUCACCACAGCAGCUGCGCGAGUGGCUUGCCCGGCGCACCAGCCUUCGGAGUCACACUAGAGCUGGAGGUGCUGGAGCUGGAGGCACUGGAUCUAAAAGCGCUGGAGCUGGAGGCGCUGGAGCUGGAGGUACUGGCACUAGAGGUGCUGGAGCUGGAGGUCCUGACGCUGGUGGCACUGGAGCGGGAGGCCCUGGAGCUGGAGGCACUGACGCUGGAGCUACUGGAGCUGGAGGUGCUGGCGCUGGAGGCGCUGGAGCUGGAGGCACUGACGCUGGAGCUACUGGAGCUGGAAGUGCUGGCGCUGGAGGCGCUGGAGCUGGAGGCACUGACGCUGGAGCAAUGGAGCUAGAGGUGCUGGCGCUGGAGGCGCUGGAGCUGGAGACCCUGUGCAGCAGCGACCACCCUGAGUUUGACCUAGUUCGUGCUGCCAGUCUCACUGUCACGCGUCUCCUGGCCACAGUCGUCACUGACCCAUCGUUUAAGUCUAUUGCUGCGUCUGCCUUAGUUGCUGAGCUUGUGGACUUUGCUGCUGCGUGUCGUCUAGACUACGCCGCUAGUCUUGUUGCUGAGUCUGAGUCUGUCUGUCCUCCGUCCGUCGGGGGUGAGUGUGCUCUUGGCACGGAGGACUUUGAGUGUCUUGCGGCUGCUGUACCUCAUCUCGUGGCCUGGCUGCUUGCGCCUGAGGGAGACCCGGAUGCACUGGACAUCCCGACCCCGCGCUCUUACGCAGAGGCGAUUACGGGUCCCUACUCCUCUCAGUGGCAGACAGCCAUGGACGCAGAGAUGGCAUCCUGGAAGUCCACAGGCACCUACGUCGACGAGGUUCCCCCUCCUGGGGCGAACAUAGUUGAUGGCAUGUGGAUUUUCAGGGUGAAGCGGCCGUCGGGUUCUCCGCCUGUCUUCAAGGCUUGUUACGUUGCUCGAGGCUUCAGUCAGCGACAGGGAGUUGACUUCUUCCAGACCUUCUCCCCUACCCCAAAGAUGACCACUCUUCGGGUGCUGUUGCACGUUGCCGCUCAGCGUGACUACGAGCUUCACUCUCUUGACUUCAGCACAGCGUUCUUACAGGGCAGCCUGCACGAGGAGAUCUUGCUGCGCCGCCCACCUGGCUUCACUAGGUCGUUCCCUCCUGGUACCCAGUGGAGCCUCCGGCGGCCAGUCUACGGUCUCCGCCAGGCGCCUCGUGAGUGGCAUGACACACUUAUGACGACACUUGCGGCUCUUGGGUUUGCUCCUUCCACUACUGACCCGUCGCUGUUUCUCCGCGCCGACACUUUUCUACCGCCGUUCUACAUCUUCGUGUACGUCGACGACUUGGUCUUUUCCACUGCUGACACUGAGGCACUCGCCCUUGUGAAGUCGGAGUUGCAGAAGAGACACACGUGCACAGACCUGGGUGAGCUGCGCAGUUACCUUGGCUUGCAGAUCACCCGGGACAGAGCACGCCGCACCAUCACCUUGACUCAGUCACACAUGGUGCAGCAGGUCCUUCAAUACUUCGGCUUCCAGUUCUCCUCACCACAGUCCACUCCUCUGCCUACCGGUCACUCGCUCUUAGCUCCACCUUCGGACGAGUCCGUAGAGCCGAGUGGCCCGUACCCAGAGCUUGUGGGCUGCCUCAUGUACCUGAUGACCUGCACUUGUCCUGACCUUGCGUACCCUCUUAGCAUCCUGGCUCGCUACGUUGCGCCUGGGAGACACAGGCGAGAGCACUGGGAGGCUGCUAAGAGGGUGCUGCGCUACUUGUGCAGUACAUCAAGCAUGGGGCUGGUGCUUGGAGGACGGGGUGACAUUGUCCUCACUGGACACUCAGACGCCUCUUGGGUUGACGACCAGGCUACGCAGCGGUCGUCUCAGGGUUACACGUUCAGCCUUGGUUCCGGCUCUGUUUCUUGGCGGUCUACCUGCUCUUCUUCUAUUCUCAGCUCGAGUUGUGAGGCUGAGAUCUACGCAGGAGCCAUGGCUGCGCAGGAGUUACGCUGGCUCACCUACCUGCUGACCGACUUGGGAGAGCGGCCUCGUUCUCCUCCAGUUAUGUACGUCGACAAUAAGGUCGCUAUUGCCUUGUGUCAAGAGCACAGACUGGAGCACAGAACGAAGCACAUCGUUACUUCCUUGCUCGAGAGCUGCAGCAGCGUGGUCAGCUUCGUCUUGCUUACGUGGCCACUCGGGCCAACACUACUGAUAUAUUCACCAAGGCACUUCCGCCUGGUGAUCAUCAGCGUCUCUGUACUGCGUUAG
Closterium sp. Yama58-4 is the source of this 2934-nucleotide messenger RNA. The record is from the annotation of a GenBank genome assembly. NCBI's taxonomy places the organism in Eukaryota, Viridiplantae, Streptophyta, Zygnematophyceae, Desmidiales, Closteriaceae.